Molecule: messenger RNA, 2362 nt
Organism: Dermacentor albipictus
Lineage: Eukaryota; Metazoa; Arthropoda; Arachnida; Ixodida; Ixodidae
Product: TAF6-like RNA polymerase II p300/CBP-associated factor-associated factor 65 kDa subunit 6L
Biological process (GO): transcription initiation at RNA polymerase II promoter; RNA polymerase II preinitiation complex assembly
Cellular component (GO): SAGA complex; transcription factor TFIID complex; SLIK (SAGA-like) complex
Molecular function (GO): protein heterodimerization activity; transcription coactivator activity; RNA polymerase II general transcription initiation factor activity
Source: RefSeq, a predicted model, not a curated record
CUUGCAUUCACUCUAACUAUACUGGUCAACCUUACGUUUUAGCGCUCAAACGAUUCUAAAGAAAAUGCUCCCCCUUUUUUAGCGCGCACUCGUGUAUCGAGCAGGAGUACACAGGUCGUAUUUAAAUGGCCUGAUGAAGGUUCUUACAGUCUGCAAAAGGAGACCUUGGCCUGAAAGUGAACACAUUAAAGGAUGGCGUCUAAACGGACGCUCAAAGGAACAACGCCAGGGAAGAAGCCAGAGGAGAAGAGGUACAGCCAGUUUCCAAGAGACUCUGUUAGCUUGUUCGCCGAGUCCAAUGGAAUAACCGGUGUAUCUGAUCAAGCCCUGAGCCUACUCACUGAAGAUGUCAAUUACAGGCUUCGUGAGCUAGCCCAGAACUGUGGCCAAUUCAUGCGGCAUGCUAAAAGGCGCAAGCUGACUUGCAACGACAUUGAGCGCGCUCUACGCUGGAGUGAUUCACAGCCCUCUUAUGGAUGCAGCGGAGACGAUCCGCUUCCAUUUCGGCAUGUCCGAGAGGCUGAUGUGUUCUGCACUGAUGACAGCAUGGUAGACCUGGCGGAUGAAUUGGACUCUCCCCUUCAGCUCGACCUGCCACCAGAACCAAGUGUCCAUGGGCGCUGGUUGGUGGUGGAAGGCGUGUCACUUGAACUGGACCCCGACAAGCCUAUGCCCGCAGUCCAAGAACUGGACGGCAGCAAAGGUGUGCACACAGACGUCAAUGCCAGCCACAUGCAGUACUAUGAGGAGAUCACCAAGGCCCUGCUAGGCAGCGACAAGCAGCUUGUCGAUGUUGCCUUGGAGGAUCUGGCCAGCAACCCUUGCCUGAGUCCUCUGCUGCCAUAUUUGGUGCACUUUGUCUCUCUUGGGGUUCGCAAGCUUAGCCAUGACCUUGCCAGCCUGGACCGGUUACUGCACGCCAUUGGUGCCUUGGCCCAGAACACUUCACUGAAUUUGGACACCCUGCCCUACCCAACAAUGGUGGUGCAAGCACUCCUCUUCUGCUUGCUGGAGCCACUGGCAGCUGCCAUCAACCCAGCCAAUGACCACUGGGCACUGAGGGAUAACGCGGCACAGCUGCUUGCUGCCUUGCUCAAGUUUUGGGCCGACCGCGUGGCAGGUCUCGAGAGUCAAGUGUUAGACGCACUGGGGGAGUGCGUGAGAGACCCCUCGUUGAGGCCUCUGUGUGCCCAGUAUGGAGCUGUGUCGGGUCUGACUGCACUGGGUGUAGAGGCAAUGCAGCAGGUUCUGGGGCCGCAUCUGGAAGCCUACUGGCGCCACCUGGAGGCUGUUCUUGCAGAUUGCCGGCCAGCCAAUGCACAGGCCCAGGCAGACGCCACUCGAGUCCAUGGGGCACUCCUGCUGGCAGCGGAGAAGCUGGUGAAGGAGCAACGUCGGGAGAUGGCUCGAAAUGAAUCGUCCGGGGCGUCAUACAACCUCCUCUAUGACUGCUUUGGAGAUGCCUUGGCCUCAAGGCUACCCUUGCUGUAUGGAGCGGCCCAGCUCCUCUAUGCGCCACGACAGGCAUCAUUAAAAGCAGAAGGUGGAAGAAACAGCCCUACGGGAGAACAGUUGCUCGAGGCUUUCUAUGAGGAAGAACGCAGCCCCUCCGCGGCUGAAGAGGACAACAACUCGGAGGAGAGCAACCUUAGCGGGCCUCCUCCUAAUAUCCACCCCCAGGUGAAGAGCACCAUAUCAGACCCUGCAAGAGGGAUCCGCCUGACCAUUGCGUUACGGAGGCCCCCCAGCGAAUCAAAGCAGCCGCGAAAGAAGCGCCCCCCAGGAGCAAGUCCACACCGCGAGCCCCCCUUCGAGGUUGUUCCCUGGACACCCGUGCCACGUAAAGCCACCAUCAACAUCUGCUUUGAAGGUGCAACACCAGUGGUGCGCCCGACACCAGAGCCGCCAGCACCAGCAGAGGGCGAGUGGCGCACAACCCAGCUGAGUCGGCGCAUGGGACGGGUGGGGCGGGGAGCACGGAGACGGAGAGCGUACCGAGAUAGACACACUGGUGCCGGCGUCGAUGCAAUCCUCUGAGAGCACCUCAACAGGAUUGUCCUUGACUUGAGCAGCACACACAAGACGUGGGACGGAAAGAGGGAAGGCAACGAACCUCCGGAAUGAGCCACGUUACCAGAUGGACCAGUGCCAACUGCAGAAGAGCUUUGCCAUCCAGAACUUUCGUCACUGGCAAGAGCACUCUAGAACAGAUCUGUUUCUUGAAUGCCCCUGCAGCUGUGUUGUUAAGCACUCUGGAUUCUGUCAUGCCCAGCUUUUCCGUGCGAGGCGCAGCUAUGCCAACUCCAUUGAGCCCAUCUCCAACUUGAGCAUAAGUUGAUUAAAGGAGUACUGACACAAAAAA